AUGUCAAGUUGGCAACGUCUUUCUGGAUAUUUAAAUUGUAAACCAACUGGACCAUUUAAACGAUUGAAAGGAAUUCAACGUCAUUGGUAUGUAUUUGAAGAGUCCACAUUGAAAUUAUUGGCUUAUCGUAAUGAAAUGGAUGCAGCUAUACCAGAUAAGGAGCCAUUGAAAAUAAUCAAUAUUCAUGGAGCGGUAUUUUACAUUGAUCCAGUUGAACAUAAUCAGUUUAGUAUUAUUUCCGAUGGCAAAGAACAUAUUCUUCAAGCAGAAACCGAGGAUGCAAUGCUAUUGUGGCUUCAUGUUUUACAAACAAGAAGAAAUGAAGUAGAACCAACAAAUGAAACAGAAAUUUCACCGAUCAAUGAUGAUAAUUUAACAGAUUAUAAAAUGUUUCGUCAAAAUUCACUCAUGAAAAUUCAAACGUCAAUACCAACCAAAUUACCAUCAACUACAUCAUUAGCUGAAUUAAACGAAUCUUUCACAUCAAAUGGUUCAUUGAAUAAUUCACGUCAACAAAAUAUGAAAAUUCGCAAAUUAACAAAACAAGAAUCUAUUGAACAAUUGAACGAAAUUCAAGCGGCACUUCAAAACGUUCCGUCAGAUCAACAAACAUUAAAUAUAUUUAAUUUAUCAUGGAUUUCAUCUAUGGAUAAUAUCAGUAGUAGUAGUAGUAGUAUAACAAAUAAUACUCAAAAAUCCACAUCAAAACGUUUAUCAUUCACUAGAUCGAGUUCAUAUGAUUCUGAAAUAGUGAAACGACAUGUUAGUGAAAUACAAUUGAAUGAAAAAUAUUUAAGAACAAGUAUAUCAAAACCGAACAAUAAUAAUAAUUAUAUUUUACAAAAUUCUAUCGACCAAUCAAUUAUGAAAUCUAUGUCACCUCGUGAUCAUAUUAUGAAUGUACCAAUUAAGGAAGAGAAUGAAGAUGGUUUAAUUGAUGAGAAAUUGUGUUAUGAUCAAGAAUUAUUGAAAAAAAGCGGGAAAAAUCGUAGUCUACCAAGAACAACAAUGAAAGUAUUAGAUAAUUUAUCAGAAAAUAAAUUUCAAGUAACUACUAAUCAACAACCAGGAGAAUUGAUGUCACAAAAUGAUCUAAAGGCGAAUGAUGUAAAUUUAUUGAGCGAGAUCAAUAAAGAAUCGAAGGAAAACAUAUCUACUACAAAUUCCCCUGAAUCGGAUGAAUCUAAUCAAACUGAAAAAGAAAAUCAAAAUGUCAUAACAAAAACUGAUAAUCACUUUUUUGGUAAUUCACCAGUUAAAGAAAAUAAAUAUGAAGAUUUGUCACCCGAAUCAAUUGUCACAUGUAAAUAA
This is a messenger RNA of Schistosoma turkestanicum, 1311 nucleotides long. NCBI's taxonomy places the organism in Eukaryota, Metazoa, Platyhelminthes, Trematoda, Strigeidida, Schistosomatidae. The record is from the annotation of a GenBank genome assembly.